AUGAGCCAAUCAAGAAAGAAGAUAUCUGACACGAAUAAAAGUAGCUAUCCUCGCCAUUGUGACGUGUGCCCGAGUCGUGGUCAUCCAUUUUACGACGCUUCCGAAUUUGUCCAUCAUCUACGCAACACUCAUUUGACUCGAGAAGGCGGAUCUUUUGUUUGCCGUUACGGUCCAAACGGAGUGUGCCCGUCGUUGCCGUUAGAAGGCGUGAAUGAUAUCGAUUAUGAAGCGCAUUUACGAAGAUUCCAUACAACGACUGCUCCUCAACCAAAAGCCCGACCAUCGAACGACGAGAAGGCGUUCACAAUGGCAAGGCACGAGUUUUUCGAGAGUAACCACAAUAAUUAUAAG
Mesorhabditis belari is the source of this 351-nucleotide messenger RNA. NCBI's taxonomy places the organism in Eukaryota, Metazoa, Nematoda, Chromadorea, Rhabditida, Rhabditidae. The record is from the annotation of a GenBank genome assembly.